Molecule: messenger RNA, 3010 nt
Organism: Gopherus evgoodei (Goodes thornscrub tortoise)
Lineage: Eukaryota; Metazoa; Chordata; Testudines; Testudinidae
Product: proline-rich 33 kDa extensin-related protein-like
Exons: 2
Coding region: 1693-2703 (336 amino acids)
Source: RefSeq, a predicted model, not a curated record
AGAUAGAUAGAUAGAUAGAUAGAUAGAUAGAUAGAUAGAUAGAUGUCCCAGCCCCUAGGUGACAGUCUUCCCCAGCUCUGGCCUCUAGACUGGGGGUGCACGGGUGACUCACUAAUGGCACGUUGUUGUACUGAAGCCUGUUCCUCUCAGCUGUGGGUGGUGGGAAAUGUUAUAAAUAAUCAUCUGCAUUUCUAUGGCAGCGCCACAUGCCACUCGCCAGGCGCUCCCCCUUCCCCCAUGCAUGAAGCCACAUCCCCUGGGAAUGUGCCUGCUCCCCAACUUCCCGAAGGGGAAACUGAGGCACAAUCAAGGGCUGUCUCACUCCAGGCUACACACCCUGGAGUGAAGACCAGAUCCCUCUCAGCCUUGACCCCCCUAUGCACCCUGUGUGAGUUGUCAUGCACAUGUGACACAACUGCCAUGCAGCCUGUGUGAGAUGUCACAUAUGUGUGUGAUACAACUGCCAUGCAGUGGGUGUGCGGUGUCAUGCAUGUGUCAGACACACAUGCCAUGCAGCACCUGUCAGGUGUUACACAUGACUCCCGUGCAGCAUGUGAGAUGUCACAUGUGUGUGAUAUGACUGACAUGCAGUAUGUGCGUGAGGUGUCACACAUGUGCAAUGAGACCCUAUGCAGCAUGUGUGCGACACAACAGCUGUGCAAUGUGUGUGUGACAUGUCACAUGGAUGUGUGUGACAUGACAACCAGGCAGUGUGUGUGACAUUCCCCCUGGCAGUAUGUGCAAUACAACCCUAUGAAAUGUGUAUGUGCAAUGUCACGUGAAUGUGUAACAUGACAAGUGUGCAGCCUGUGUGCGACACAACAGCUGUGCAAAGCGUGUAGAGAUUAGAUAGAUAGAUAGAUAGAUAGAUAGAUAGAUAGAUAGAUAGAUAGAUAGAUAGAUAGAUAGAUAGAUCCUGUCAAGGGUCAGGGUGGAUUCUCCAUCACUGACGAUUUUUCAGCCAAGAGGAGCUGGUUUCUAAUGAUUUGGGUGCAGGUCUCUGGCCUGUGUUAUCCAGGUCAGACUAGAUGAUCACAAUGGUCCUGUCUCGCUUUGGAAUCUCUAUGUGUAACACAGCAGCCACGUACAGUGCCUAAUACCAACCCAUGCAGCAUACAUGUGACAUGUCGCUUGUGUAACCCGACCUCUCUGCAGUAUGUGCUCCCGGGAUUCUGCCUUGCUGUCACUACCAGGGGCCCUGCUUUGCCCCAGGGCGAAUGCCCACCCAACUCGCAACCCCCAGCUUUCCCUGAAAGGAGCAGCCUUCCGCCCUGGCACAGCCCAAGAGACACAGCAUGCAUUGCCCUGCGGGAGGAAUGGCAGUGUCGGGACCAGCUGGCUGCCAGCCCCCCACUCCCUAGGUGGGUCACUAGGCAUCACUGCUCUCUGCCCUUGCAUGUGCUCCGAGCUAGACAGACACAAACCCCGGGGUGUCCUCUCCACUUCCCAGGGAGUCUGAGUUCCCACACAUGGGGCAGGGACACAAGGGCCAACUGCCCCUCCCCAUCUGCCCUGGCUGGGGCACAGGGUCAGCAAGCAUCCCAGUGGUGGGGGCUGGGAGGAUGAUGGCACCAAGGCACUGACCAACGUGUGGCCUGGCUGCCCUGCUCCACCUGCAACCCAGCCCUCCCUUGGUGUCUCUGCCACUUACCUGCUCAUCUACCAACUCCAUACAUUCCCCUCCAUCUAGCCAUGCAUCUGCAAUACCCCAGCUAUCCAUUCGCAACACCCCAUCUAUCCAUUCAUCCAUCUGCAACACCCCAUCUACCCAUCCGCAACACCCCAUCUAUCUAUCCAGAACACCCCAUCAAUCCAUUCGUUCAUCUGCAACACCCCGUCUACCCAACCGCAACACCCCAUCUAUCCAUUCAUCCAUCUGCAACACCCCAUCUACCCAUCCGCAACACCCCAUCUAUCUAUCCAGAACACUCCAUCAAUCCAUUCGUUCAUCUGCAACACCCUGUCUACCCAUCCGCAACACCCCAUCUAUCCAUUCAUCCAUCUGCAACACCCCAUCUAUCCAUUCGCAACACUCCAUCUUCUAUCCAGAACACCCCAUCAAUCCAUUCAUUCAUCUGCAACACCCCAUCUACCCAUCCGCAACACCCCAUCUAUCCAUUCAUCCAUCUGCAACACCCCAUCUAUCCAUUCGCAACACUCCAUCUAUCCAUUCAUCCAUCUGCAACACCCCAUCUACCCAUCCGCAACACCCCAUCUAUCUAUCCAGAACACCCCAUCAAUCCAUUCGUUCAUCUGCAACACCCCAUCUACCCAUCCGCAACACUCCAUCUAUCCAUUCAUCCAUCUGCAACACCCCAUCUACCCAUCCGCAACACCCCAUCUAUCUAUCCAGAACACUCCAUCAAUCCAUUCGUUCAUCUGCAACACCCUGUCUACCCAUCCGCAACACCCCAUCUAUCCAUUCAUCCAUCUGCAACACCCCAUCUAUCCAUUCGCAACACUCCAUCUAUCCAUUCAUCCAUCUGCAACACCCCAUCUACCCAUCCGCAACACCCCAUCUAUCCAUCUGCAAUACUCCAUCUAUCCAUUCAUCCAUCCGCAACACCUCAGCUAUCUAUCCUCAACACCCCAUCUAUCCAUCUGCAACACCCCAUCUACCCAUCCAUCCAUCCAUCCAUCCAUCCACAACACCCCGUCUAUCCACCCUUCCGCAGCACCCCAUCUAUCCAUCCAUCCAUCUGAAACAACCUAUCUAUCCAUUCGUCCAUCUGCAACACCCCAUCUACCCAUCCGCAACACCCUAUCUAUCCAUCCGCAACACCCCAUCUAUCCAUCCUUCCAUCUUCAACACCCCAUCUAUCCACCCUUCUGCAACACCCUAUCUACCCAUCCACCUGCAACACUCCAUCAUCCAGCCAUCUGCAUACACACAUAUCUAUCUGCAUAUACUCCUCUAUCGAACAAUCUGCAUGCACCCAUGUAUCUAUGAGCAGAUAUCUCUAUCAAUCUAUCUGCAUACACCUUAUCUAUCUCAUGCACACUCUUUUCU